CCUGGUUGAGGAACGUUUCCUACCAAACGCCCAUUUCUUGAGAAAACAAAGUGAAAGUGAAAAUUCACAUACAGUAUUCCACGUCCACGCUUAUCUGUGCCAUAACCCGGUACCGCUGACCGAAUAACGGACGUGUUUUUCGCGGUGCAGCUCUGAAGUCUUAAAAAUGAAGUGUUCAAAGUGUGGUCGCAAUUGUAAGAAGAAAGCCAAGUUCUGCAGCAACUGUGGCAAAAAUUUGUCUCUCCAGCCUCCCAACAGCCUCGGGAAUGAACCAAUGUCCCUGGAGGCAGAUUUGGAAGAAGACACAUCACAGAAACUCACCAAAAAUACCUCCAGUGGGCCAAAUGACAAGAGCAUUGUCAACUCAAAGAAAAAGAAAAAAAAGAGAAAGAGGGACAGAAAGAGUAAAGAUGGUAUCUUACCAACAUCAAACAAAGACACACCCUCUUCAUUGAUAAGUCAAACAUCGGAAAAUGUCAUGGAUUCCGUUCAACAAGAGUUCUCAUCACAAGAAAGCUUGUCUAGCAACAAUAGUAAUACACAGGCUGGUGGCAGUGAUAGUGAAACGACUGAAACAAGUAGAACACCCACGUCUGAAGUCACUUCGGAUAAACUUAUCACUGAAGGGAGCGAUGCACAAACAUCUGGUCAAGCUUCAGCAGCUAUGACUGGGGACUCUACCUCUAAGGACCCCACCAGUUUAGAAGCUAGCUCAGGUUUUGGCAAAGGCAACAAAGCUAACAACAAAAAGUCUCAAAGACCUCGAAGCGACAACUCCAACGCCAAAGAUCAACAAGUCACCUCUGAGAAACCUUCACUUGACCGUAACCCCAACGGGAUUCCAGAAAUGACAGCAAAAUCAAAACUGACCGAAAAUGGAAAGAAGGAGCAAAACCAUAAGCAAUCUAGUACUACACAACAAAGAAUGGUCUUUGGCCCUCAGACGCCAUCUAAGGGGUCUAUUUUUUUCAAGGAACAUAAUGCAGACAUCGGCUCCAGCGUAGACAUGCCGGUUGCAGUGGAGCACAUGGCGGAUGAUGCAUUAUCCAAUAUGUUGCCACUUGAACUGAUACAAAAAAAGAAGACAAACAUGACUUCUUGCAAAACCAGAAUGACAAUUUACUUCCACGCCGUCCUCUCAAAAGACUUCAAUCUUGACCCGAGUAAAGAUCUCGUCUACAUCAGGGCUGGAUCUCAUAUUGGAACAUGGGCUGAAAAUGCAGUUCAGCUAAGUGUGACCGGAGAUUAUGGGGAACAUGGGUAUUUGGUCGAAGGCAGUAUGGAAACAACAAAAGAUGAGGCUGUGUCCGUGUCAAUACCAUACAAAUAUGCUGUCUACAAGGCAGAACAGAAAAAAAUUGUGUAUGAGUACAUCUACAAAUUGGAUUCUGCCCACAUUACUAACAGAUGCUUGUUUGUGAAAGACCACCUCCUUAACAAAGACGGGGACUGGCAUCAAUAUGAUGACAUUGUCUGUAUUCAGCCAUCAAAAAGCAUUUUAGACAAAAUGAAAGGAUAUAUACCUUGGCCCAACCAGAAGAAACCACUUGUUCAAGGCAGAGAGAUCGCUGGGAGAAUAAUGCUGGGCAGGAUAUUUGAGCUUCUCAGCGACUGGACUGACAUCAAUGUGUCAAGUUUUUUACUCCAGCUGAAUCAGUUCUUUCAGGUCUAUUCAAACCCAUAUGUUUAUGAGGUCAAACAGCACAAAUGGUCAUCCUUAAACUAUGGAGAGGAUGAAGUGAAGGAGAUGAUGAAGGAAUUCAUGCUGACACAAAUGACUCCUCAAUUACUGAAGGAUGAAAAUGCAGAGAGUGUGUACAUUAAAGAUCCUCUGCGAGCGGCUGUGAUCGUGCUCUAUGUGUGUAGAACAUACACCAUCAAACUGGACUCGACCGCGCUCCUCCGCCUAUGCAUUGCACUGUGUUUACCCAAACUAAACAGAAACGACUUCCUCCAGUACUGGGAAAAGAUUUCACAGGAUAUUGCUGUUCUUAAAGGGCUGCCAAGUCAUUUGUUGUCACUCAUAAACACUGUGAAGCAGAAUGGAGAUCCCAACUGGAUUUUGGUGUUACCGCUCUUUCACCUCAUCGAAGGCUCCACAAAACCCUUUGAGACACUGACUUCCAGCAGCUCUGAGUUUGACUUGUCGAUGGCAGGUCUGCAAGGAGUCUGGGACCAGGGAUAUAAAAUGAACAGUCAUGACAAGAAGGCUGUGGUCAAUAUGAUGAAAAACAAUGGCCACUUGAUAGAGGUGGAUCCACUUGUAGUGCGGUCCUGUUUGCACCUGAUGUCAAUCAGUGAUCUGAAAGAACACAGCUUCCAAAUGAAUGCCCAACUUUUGGACAUUUUACAAGUCUUUACGAAUAAGACACCUCGAGAGAUUAGCUACACUAACUUUGAGGAUGUAUCUGCCAUUCUUUCACAUGUCCAAACAUAUCUACUUGAGAAGAAAUACAGUUGCUUCUCUGAGGAAUAUGCAAGAUCGUGCCUGACAGCAACGCUGAAACUCUUUCAGAAGAUUUGCAAAGGAGUCAAGUCAAAAACCCUUACAUCUGUGCCUGUAUUGUGCAUGGAUCUGGUUGCUACAGUGUUUGACUUUGUUUCCCGGGAACCUGAAGGAGUUGAACAGCAGCAGUUUGAAAAAGACUUGAUUACCUCAAAUGCAAUGGUCACUCUGAGACAAUGGAUGAGUUCAUUCUUCAAGGAGAGUUUGUUCUUCAAGGGGAUUUCUUCCCUUUAUAAGAUUAAUUCUACAGAGGAGAUGAAGGUGUGGAAUCACAUCAUAUCCAUCAACUUCAAAGAUGAGGAGUGCACGCAAGAGUGGAGGAAGAAAUUAUCUAAGGACUUUGAGGGCAAGUACAAAAAGGAAAGUCCUGAUGAUCAACUUGAUUUUUACUGCGCAAGAAAAGACGACCUCACUGAAUCUCUGACGCAUGUUGCCCCUAUUAUUGAGCAGUGUGCUUUUGAGGCUGUUUCAUCUGUAUGCCAGAGCAAGUCUGAGGGAAAAUUGUUCGAGAAGUUCAAGAUGGACGGGAGGUUCAUGAAACUAGUCUCUGCCAUUGUGUGGAAUUCGUGGCCAAAGGACCGGCAAGGACAUUAUGAUGACAAUGAAGAGGUGGUCCUUCGGCACCUUCUCUCCUGGACCGCAGCCAAAUAUGUUCUCCAGCUACACGGGGGUAAAGAAGACCUUACAGAGAAACUCACAAAGGAUGCCAAAAAGCAAAUUGUUGUUGCCAUAUCAACAUUUACAAGAAUUAAAAAUCAGUUUAUUCAGGGAAACAUCCAAAUAAAGCUGCUCAAAAUCAUUUUGGAAAAUAAAGCGGCUUUCAAAGACCUACUGAAGCUUGAUUGUCUCUCAGAGAAUGAACAGCACAGAGAUACUUGGAAAAUGGUUCAGCUGCUGGAUUAUAGAGAUUCUGAAGUUAAAGGUGUUUACAAUGAGAAGGAGAAAGUGGACGCCAUGUUAACAAUGAUUCACAGUCUUGACGAGCAUGUGAUAGUUGACGUCAAAGACAUGGAUGACAGACGCCGUGUCGACAUUGAUGCAAUGCCCCUGGACCAUUUCAUGCAGGUUCACAAAUUUGACCAACUUUCCUCCACGGUGGCUGGUGUUGUCACUUACUUCAAAGAGGAUCAAGACACCAGAGACAUGCCAGAUGUCUUGUUCAAGUUCAAAGACAGUUAUAUAUUUAACAUUUGUUGGCGGGAACAGGCCAAACUCCUGUCCAAUAAAGAAAUGGAGCACAACAGUUGUGUUGAAGAUGCGGUAGCACGCAAAAAGCUGACACUGGAUGUGCUACAUGCUGACAUUUUUGAGCCUUGCUUUGCCAAUUACAAAGACAUCUACACACGUUUGAAGGAUGGCAGUAUAAAAAUAAAGGAGGUGAACCAUCUUUUCAGCAAUUAUAAGGGCAAGUACGAUGAUCUCAGAAGAGACUUGGACAUUAUGUGCAAAGUUGACAUGUCGUCAGAGAAACAGUGGAUCCACAGUAGGCUUCAACAGAUCGAGCAAUAUCAUGAGCUCCAUCGUGCUGUGGCUUCAGCUGAGGUCAUCAUGGAAGUCAAAGAUGCGCUUGGUCUUCAAGGAGACUUCAGAUUACUGGAGACACUCGUGAACGUUAGCCAUGCAGACUUUCAGAAUGAGGAGCUGCAACGGAUCGACAAUGACUUAAUAGGGACAAAAAAGGAUCUGGUAGACAUUACAGAGUCUCGCAAACGUUGCUUGAAGGAGCUGGGACAGAGGGGCCCCUUUCUAAAAUGGGUACAAGAUGCUCUGAAAGAUCUAAAUGAGUUGAAGGUGUUUGUUGACCUGGCUUCCAUCUCUGCGGGAGAGAACGACAUGGAGGUGGAUCGUGUGGCUUGCUUUCAUGACGCAGUUCUUGGCUACUCUUCCAUUCUGUACGAACUCCAACCAGACUCCGGGUUUCAGGCCUUCAAAGAUGUUUUAAGGAAACUCUGGAGAGCUUUGGACAACGAUAAGAACCUUCCCAAAAAAUUGUGUGACAGUGCUCGCCAUUUGGAUUGGUUGAAGACAGUAAAAGACAGUCAUGGGUCAGUGGAGCUGUCUUCUCUCUCUCUGGCAUCAGCCAUCAACAGAAAUGGUGUUUACCGAAUUGGUGCCCAGAAAGGAAAAAGGGUGAGUCUUGACACCACCUUGAAACUUGAGAUUCUGGAAGACCAUGAUGAAGAGCCCGAGACGCGCUACUAUUCUCUUGAAGAUUUGCGGGAUCUGCAGAACAAAUUGAUGCUCAUGUCUGGGAAAGGUGAUCAAGGACAGAGGGAAGUGAAUUACUUUGCAGAGGUGUUUGCUGGUGUUCAAAGACUAUCUGAGGCUUUCAUUGCCCUCUACGCUGCUGGAAACCCUCUCUUUAGACACUGGGAGGCCGAAAUCCACUGCUGCGCCAGUGAGAGAAACAGUAUUGUGAUGGACUUCAACCUAGGGAACCUUUUCAAUCGUGUCGCCGUUGAAGGCAACAUUGAGGGGUGUUUGCCUGAACUUUGCAGGAAAAUGGAGAAAUGCCUGUACUUUUGGAUGGAUUUUGUGGACAAACAGAGAUCACAGCAUUACUAUUUAAACUACUUUACAGCUGAACAGGUUGUCUACCUAUCCAACAACCUGUCACUUCAACAUAUGGGAUAUGUAGAGGAUCAAGUGCUAAUGAUGCUGUCCUUUGUGAAGUCAAAAUGCACAGCCUCAGACUUAAAAAAUAUCUGGCAUGAAUUCCAAAAUGAAAUCCUUGCGCAGCCACAAGAACAAAAUGAGGAAAUUGAGUUCCAGACCUUUGUUGUAGUACCAGGUUGCGAGAUGGGAAUCUCUGACCUUAAUAGAGAAUCGGAUACUGUGUCAUAUCUUGGGGAACAAACAAAUGGAUUGCAAAGUUUUGAUCAGAUAUGGAAUGCUUACAUGAAAGACAUGAAACAAUUUCUUCCACACAUUCUUGAUCUAAAAAGUCUUGGAAGACUGCUGGAAAUAUUGGCUGACAAGGACAAUGGGGGUGGGAAUAUUUCUGAAAAGAAAUUAAUUAAAAGGGAGUCCCCUUUAGGCCUGGCAGCUGGAAAUCCAAACCUCAUUGUUUGUCCUCACAAAGAGGUGUUGACUUCUUGCAUCUCUAUUUAUAUGGCCAGUGAAGGUGAGCCGCUCCCAACUUACGAUGAGGUCCUGUUGUGCAACUCAUUGACAACGUAUGAACAGGUGGAGCUAUUCCUCAGACGUUGUUUUAUGGCAGGUUGCAGCGGGAACAAAAUAUACUGUCUUCUGUAUGGGGAUAUGCUUACAUAUGACGUGAGCUCUAAAGUUGAGAAGUUUUUUCAAUGCAAGAAAUUACAGCGCAUGAAAGACUAUAGACUUGUUAUCCUUUGCAGCUCAGAAAGAGAACAUACCUACCUUCCAACAGCCUUCAGUCAAUACAGGUUGCACAUAGUUCCUCAAGAACCACUGGCCGACAUAAAAGAGUAUCUCCAUCGGCAUUAUGUGGUCCCAGCAGAUCAAUGUAGCGCAGCAGCUGUAUUCAAAGAUCGCCUCUGUAUUGGUACAGUAUCGUCGACAAGGGCUGGUGUUGGUAAAUCCCUUUACAUUAAGAGGCUUUAUGAAACCCUGAAAGCCUCAGUUGAAAAUCCAUCAAUGAUGAAAUGCAUUCGCUUGAUUGAACCAAGUAUUGAUGAGAACACCAUUCUUAAGUCUCUUUUGGACAUUCGUGCAAAGAAGAAACUCAUUGUGUUCCAUUUUGAUAUUACAUCAUCGGUACAGAAAGGAAUCCACGAGUUUCUUUUUAAGUUGCUCUUUCUGCGUUACCUAAUGGACUCUGAGGGAAACAUGUGGAAGUGCAGUGACAAGCAUUUAUAUGUCAUUGAGUUCUUGGAACAAACUGUCGAGCAAAACAGAAAUCCUUCCGGUCAGACGAAAACCCCAAUAAGCUCGUUCACUGAUGUGUUUCCUAAUAUUUUUUGUCGACCUCCUAAAGAGGUACUGAGGCUGAUAAUGGAGCCGCAGGAAGAUCCCAAUGUGAGCAGUGACAACCCACUAAUGGAUGACAAAGUGUUCAGGAGCUCAGCCUUCCAGCGACCUUACCAGUAUCUCAUACGGUUCCAUAACCGCAGCGAUCUUGACAAGUUCAGGUAUACGGUCCGUCAAGGGCCUAACAAAGUCUGUCACAGGGAAGCUGAGGGAUCACAUGGAGAAUGUCUUCAGAUGCUUCUCGUGUACUGUGGCAUUACAGACCCAUCCUGGGCAGAACUAAGACAUUUUUCUCAGUUUCUCAACAUGCAGCUGAAAGACUGUGAGUCAUCACAUUUCUGUGAUGUAAACUUAACAGGUGAUAUCCUUACUGGAUUCAAAACAUUUGUGGUGGAUUUUAUGAUUCUGAUGGCCAAGGACUUUGCAACUCCAUCACUCAAUAUUUCCGACCAGAGCCCCAGUACAGCACAAAUGGACCUUAACCAUGGCCCAGAUGAAGAUAUUGUCCCCUUUUUAAUCAGAAAGAGAUGGGAAACAGAACCACACCCAUACAUCUUCUUUAAUGAUGACCAUAUGUCCAUGACCUUCAUUGGUUUUCAUCUUAGACCCAAUGAACAGAAGGCAGUUGAUGCUUUUGAUCCCAAAUCUGGAAGAGUUAUUAAAAAAAAUGUCAUGUCACUGGCAUUGUUUCAAGGCCUUCAGCUUCAGGGAGUUCCUUUCAACACAGACUUUGAUAAAUUAUCCAGAAGUGAGAAAAUACAAAGAAUCUGCAAUGUUCUUGGAAUCCAUAAUCAUUUGGACCCUGAUGAAACAUAUGAGCUUACAACUGACAACAUAAUGAAGAUUCUGGCAAUCCAUAUGCGUUUCAGGUGUGGCAUCCCUGUCAUCAUCAUGGGAGAGACAGGAUGUGGUAAAACAAGGCUCAUCAAAUAUCUUUGUGAAUUAAAAAGGAGGACCCUUGCGUCUGAAAACAUGAAACUGGUCAAAGUGCAUGGAGGGACAACAUCAGAAAUGAUUUACACAAAAGUAAGAGAAGCAGAAGACAUUGCUUCAGUCAACAAACAAAUCCAUGGAUUGGACUUGGUUCUUUUCUUUGAUGAGGCUAACACCACUGAGGACAUUAGCAGUAUCAAGGAAGUACUUUGUGACAAGACAGUCAAAGGAGAACGUUUAGUACCUAAUUCUGGACUGCAGAUCAUUGCAGCAUGCAACCCUUACCGUAAGCACACAGUAAAUAUGAUCAAAAGGUUGGAAUCAGCCGGUCUUGGGUACAGAGUCCGAGCUGAGGAAACUGAUGAAAAGCUAGGCUCUAUUCCUCUCCGACAAUUAGUCUACAGAGUUCAAGCGCUGCCACCAAGCAUGAUCCCGCUGGUGUGGGACUUUGGUCAGUUAAAUGAUAACACAGAGGAGAUAUACAUUGAGCAGAUUGUGAAGAGAGUUGUGCAAAGCAGAAACAUUGCUCAGGGUUACUUCAAAUGGAUAACUCAGGCACUUUCUGCCUCACAGAAAUAUAUGCGCUCAAUGAAAGAUGAAUGUAGCUUUGUCAGCCUGAGAGACGUGGAACGUUGCAUGCAGACUUUUGUUUGGUUUUAUGACAACCAUGCUCGUUUUUUUGCAGAGCUUGAAAAGUAUGUUACUGAUCAAAAGCGGGACCAACAACAAAAACAAGAUCAGAGUGUGCCAAAGGAGAAAGAUUCAGUAAUAUGGUCUCUUGUCAUGGCCUUAGGAGUGUGCUACCAUGCCUGCCUUGAACAUAAGGACAAUUACAGACAAUACGUCAGCAAAAGCCUACCAAGAGAGUACAGUGCAGCAAAAAUUAGACAAGACAUCACAAUUAUGCAGGAUUUACUCCUCAGUGGCGUACCAAUGGCUGACACCAUUGCAAGAAAUGGUGCACUCAAAGAGAAUGUUUUCAUGAUGGUUCUCUGCAUUGAACUUAGGAUUCCACUUUUUUUAGUUGGGAAACCUGGAAGUUCAAAAUCUCUAUCAAAAACACUGGUGGCAGAUGCAAUGCAAGGCCAGGCUGCGCACUCUGACCUCUUCAAAAGGCUGAAGCAAAUUCAUUUGGUUUCGUUCCAGUGUAGCCCCCACUCUACACCAGAGGGAAUCAUUAAUACAUUCAGACAAUGUGGACGUUUUCAGGAAGGAAAGAAUCUUGAUGAAUACAUUUCGGUCGUUGUUCUUGAUGAGAUUGGGCUUGCUGAAGACUCCCCAAAGAUGCCUCUUAAAACCCUUCACCCACUGCUUGAAGAAGGAUGCAUUGAUGACAAGCCACUGCCACACAAAAAGGUUGGCUUUAUUGGCAUUUCCAACUGGGCAUUAGAUCCUGCAAAGAUGAACAGAGGCAUAUUUGUGUCUCGUGGCGACCCUGACGAGCGCGAACUGAUUGAAAGUGCAAAAGGGAUAUGCUCAUCUGAUGUGAUGGUUUUGGAGAAGGUGAGAGAAUUGUUUCGACCUUUUGCAAAAGCUUACCUGAAAAUCUGCCAUGAACAAGGCAAUGGAUUUUUCGGCCUGCGUGACUAUUACAGCCUGAUUAAAAUGAUUUAUGCAGCAGCCAAAAUAUCGCAACGCAAGCCCACUUGUGAGGAGGUCAUUAAGGCAGUCUUGAGAAAUUUUAGUGGCAAAACUGAUGUUGAUGCAGUGUCUGUUUUUACCAGAAGUCUUCCAGUUGCACCUAAAUUGGAGAACAUCAAUGCCAUUGAGUUUGUGAGCGAGAACAUUCAGGCAGUUGGACAAGAGGAAGAAUGCCGCUACUUGCUAGUGCUUACAAAAAAUUUUGCAGCUCUUCAGAUCUUGCAACAAACAUUCUUUUCAGAGUGUGGGCAGCCAGAAAUAAUCUUUGGAUCCAGCUUUCCAAAAGACCAAGAGUAUGCUCAAAUCUGCCGCAACAUCAACAGAGUAAAGAUCUGCAUGGAAACAGGCCAAACGGUUGUGCUUCUGAACUUACAGAACCUCUACGAAAGUCUCUAUGAUGCCCUCAACCAAUAUUAUGUCUACUUGGGAGGACAAAAAUAUGUGGACCUUGGCCUUGGAACUCACCGCGUCAAAUGUAGAGUGCACAAAGACUUCCGACUAAUUGUCAUAGAAGAAAGAGAGGUGGUCUAUGAACAGUUCCCGAUACCUCUCAUCAAUAGGCUGGAGAAACAUUACUUAGACAUUCACACUGUUCUGAAAACUCCACAGAAGAAGAUGGUUGAGGAGUUGAAGAACUGGGUCGGGAGCUUUGUGACAGUCAGAAAGCCUAAUUUUGAUGUGAAUCAGCCAUACAAGUACCUUCCAUCAGACGUCUUCAUUGGCUACCAUUCAGACACCUGUGCUUCUGUGAUUCAUCAAGUGAUCAAGACGGAGGAGGACAAUUCUGAAAUCUCAGAAGUCGAAGGCAGCAUUCUCAAUGAGGCUAAACUCGUAUUGCUUAGAUGUGCCACACCAGAUUCAGUAGUGCGGUUGGACUGCACAGAUCUCUCCAAAGUGGAGGUUGAAGAUCUUGCACAGGUCUACUUUCAAAAGCAGAAAAACGGCUGCCUGGCUGACUUCAUAUCUUCCCAUACAAGACAGGAUAUCCAUAGCGUUUGCGCCUUCACAGAGGUUACAACAUUCUCCAGACUUCUCACUGCAUCUGACUUAAAGCCGCUGGAGCAAAUGUUGCAAAGUGCUGUGGAGCUCCUCUCGCUCCAGCAGUUUGAAACAGAACAAUCCUUCCUGAAAAAAAUCAGCAACAUCCUCACGGAUGACAAACAACAGAGCCAUGGUGAACCCUGCAUCAAGGUCAUCCUCAUUCAGAGUGAUUUUACGGAGGCAACCCAUGGUGCCAAUUUCAUAUCCUCUGCAAAGUAUUCAUCCAUGAAUGAAAUAAACAAAAUUACUCCAGAGAGUUUGGGCUGCAGGGUCUUCAUCUACUUUAUCACCAGGCUACGAAGAAUUGAAGGAGGGACUUCCUAUGUUGGAUUUCAUGGCGGCCACUGGACUUCGGUGCACAUUGAUGACCUCCGACAGUCAAAGGACAUUGUUUCAGACAUUAAAACCUUGCAAAACAUGACCAUCAGUCAGAUGUUUGAAACAAAAAUGGCUGCAAAUGAAGAUAUGGAGUUGGACGAUGUUCAGGAGAAGGAAGCAGAGCUGAGAAAAGAUUACGAAGAUGACAUGUCUCUGGACAUGGACACAACAGAGCUGGUGCGUAGCUGUGUGCAGAGUGCAGUAGGCAUGCUAAGGGACCGGGAAGAAAGUGGUUUCCGGAGCACUCAACGAGUUGACACUCUUCUGAAGCUUCUCAGUGACCGUGACGAAGUAGCAGGUGUCUUUUUCCAAAUUGUAAAGAGGCGUCUUCAUUCAAUGCUAGCGAGUACCAGCACUUUCACAGCUGCUACAGGCAACUGGGUUGUCAAUGUGGCUUCUAAUAUUGACGCCUUACAGGAAGGAGGUACAUUCAGGCUCACUUUAUGGAAGCGAGUUCAGUCUGUGGUCAUCCCCAACUUGGCUCAACUGGUUUCAGUCAUCGACACCGACCAAAACCUGGACAUUUUAAUGAAUAGAGACUGUAGUCAUUCUGUCAAGAGGCUGUGGUUAGAGAUCUUUGGCGAUGAGAAAUUGCUGGAAAUUCCACAGCCAACGCUCAACUCAGAGAUGAGAACGAUUCUUGUACGAAACCACUUGACCCAAGGCAGGGAUUUGAGCUUGUGCAUGCCUUUCAGCGGGAUGAUCAAGGACUACAUAGAGGAGCUCUGGGUUCAUGCGCUUCAAAAUGAAGGUCACACUCAACAAGGAUUUAAUAAAUUCUUUUCGAGGACACCACUAGGGCAAUACAUUGCAAAGGCCACCCCAGAGAUGCAGUCAGAAUUUUUCCAGCGCUACCUACAGGAUUUUGUCUCUUUGACAAUGAAUGUGACCUGUCAGAAAGAACUACAGCUUCUGAGUGGUGCAUUAAACAGCUGCAUCAACGAGCUGCGCUUGCAGCUCUCUGCCGAGGACACAGUUCUGUCGCUUCCAUGGAUCCAUGCCGCGUAUCAUUGGUUCAAAAACAGACUGCUGAACCUCUGCAGAAUGGGCCGCCUCGAACCCCAGGUGACUGACAACCUGUUGGAGAAUCCUAAUUUCAGCAAUGGAGUUGAGCUGGUUCUUGACGUGUAUGCUGCCCUGGCAUGCCUGGAAUACCUGGAACCCGGACUCUUGGAGUCAGAUGCCGAUAAACAAGCCUGGCUCAGACGAGUAAAAAAACUAAAGGUUCCAAUUGAGCUGGUCUGCUCAGAAGACAGUGUGAGACGUUAUCGAGAGAAGAGCAAGAAUAUUGUCUGCAGUGUCCAAAAUGUGUGGAAUCGAAUAUUUUCUGUGUCCCUAUUUGUGGAGCACUUUGAGGUGGUAGAAAGCGAAAUGACUCCUUUAGUGCGACUCUACAUGCGGUCACUCAAUCAGAUUCUUGCAAAUAAUUCUGAUCUGAAAACACAACAACCAUUCGAGGCAGUGAUCGAUUUACUCAAAAAAUGCAAAGAGGAAGCUGUUCAAAGGAUUUUCAGGUUUGAUGCAGUUCCUUGGUGCUUGCUGUGUCAGGGAGACCCACAUAACCCAGUCUGUCUGCCGUGCAACCACAUAUUCUGUGGCUCAUGCAUUACAAAGUGGUUGAUUCCCUGUCAGAUGUACUGUCCCCACUGUAACCAGUCAGUUGAUGAGGGCUUUGCAGUGGUUCCAUCAGAGGACUUAAGGAUUCGAAUUGAACAGCACAAGCUGUUCAGGAAUAAGUGCAAUGCUUUCUUCAUCGACCUGGUGUCUUGUGUGUGCUUCAAGGACAACUCCCCCCCAUGUCCAGCUGUCAUUCUCCACUUGCUGUCUUUUCUCAUCGUGGAAACCAGCGCUGUUCCUGUUCUGAGUGGGAAUCAGCAAAUCCUGACCAAGGUGCUUUCUCCGUUUGAUGACUCUGCGGAUAAAAACCCAGUGGUUCGCUCGAUGGUGCUUAAACUCCUGCUAAAGUACAGUUUUGACAAAGUGCAUGAGUACCUUGAACAGCACCUGCUGGCUGUGGAGCGCUGCAACAUUUUAGAGGAGAAGGACAAAACUAAACUCUACUGUCUCUACAUGAACUGCCUACAGGAUUCCAUGUACGAGAGGUUUGAGUUUAGAUCUGAUACAGACAGGCGGGUUUGUCUGCGCCAUGAAAGUGACUUCUUGAAGGAAUUUCUGCUGUCGCACAAUCUGUCAGCUGAACCGACCGUGGAGAAUCUACAGCAGGUGGCAAGACUUCGAAUGGACCUGGAUGUCGCAGCUGCCAUCAUUGACACUCAAUUCCAGGGCAUGGGUCAGUUUAAAAACGAUGACUUCCUGGAGGCUGUGAUAAAGCUGUGCACAUGCAGUGGGAACAACUGGUAUCGUGUCUACUUGAUUCGUAAGAUAUGCUGCCAACAAGGAGUGGAGUUUGUCUUGAAACUGCUCAACAUUGAGAACAUGCACUGGCUCUUUCCCGAGGAAGUUCUGCAAAAGAGUGAAGAGGCCACCUCAGUUGAUCAGUAUCUUGUGUGUGGGGAGAGCUACAAGGCAAUCAGAGAUGCAUGUGUACAGGCAAUUGCAGACGGCCAAAUGAACAAUCUAGAUGAUAUUUGUCAGGACUGCACAACAUCACCACAGGUGACAGUUUACCUUCUCUUAGCACUGUACAGAGAAGUAACAACCCUCUACAGAAAUCCCAAUGCCAGUUUACACAUAAACCAGGAGCGUCUACAACCCCUACUGAAUUUCAUUGAGUCUUCCAAGGUGCUUGCCGACCCAAAGGUAAAGCGCUUUGCUCAGGCUCUGGUGACCAACAGAUUAGGGCCCAUGGCGCUCGGUCCCGGGAUUUCAGGGGACUAUUACGUGUCCGUCUCGCUGACUGUUCACCUGGCUGCAGUCCUGCUCUGCACGAACCAGAAGAUUGUAGCGCCUCUGCAGCAGCUGGCGAUGGCCCCAGCAAGCAUGCAGGCUGCCUUCCUGCCUACCAUGCCCCAAGACAAGUUAGCAGAUGCGAUGCAAGCUCUGCCGGGAAUGAAGUGGUACUAUUGUCCAAAUGGACACCCCUGUACUGUUGGCGAAUGUGGGAUGCCUAUGACAACACGUCAUUGCUAUGACUGUGGUGCUCUUAUUGGUGGGACCAACCACAAACCUGUACCAAAUUUUAAUCCUGUUGAAAACCAAGGCGACCGCACUCAUCCAGGCCACAUCCUAGGCAACCCCAGUCGAAGGAACAAUGCAGACAUGAUGGACAAUGGUCAUCUAUCUCCUGUUGCCUUCACAAUUAUCCGCAUGCUAACUCACAUGGCCAUGCUGCUUGGCGUCUGGAGCUCCACCAAGGCUAUCGCUUCUAUCAUCAAGCCUACGGUCACAGACCCAGGGUCAUUUCUACUUGCUCACCUUCAAAAAGACAUAGAGCAUCUUGUCAAAUGUCUGCGCAAAGGGACAGAUGACGCAGUCGGUACAGUUCACCUGCUGCUCGGUAGCCUUCUGAAACCUCAAGAGUCCCAGAACUCGACCGAUCACCGGUUACUUUCCACCAAAGUAAUGAGAAGUGAAUGGGAGGUCCAAAUGAGCAAAAUCAUCAUGCCUAAGCUGAUGCUUUUGGAUCGACAGCUUAAGCAAAUGAACAUGUUAAUCCAGAAUGACAACUCCAAUCCCAUCAUGAGGCUGCUGUGUGACAAUCCAGGCUUCUUCUUGGCGUCACUUCCAACAAAUUCCCACAUCCAAAGUUCAGCCUUGUGGAGCUGCAGGGAGAAAGUCUCUCUACCGCACCUUACACAUGUGGUGGAGCUGAGUGACGGAAAAGACAACCUGCCUGUGUUAUGGAGAUUUCUCAACAGGGAAGCAGAGCUGCGACUGGUGAGGCACCUCCCUGACAUCCUCACCCUCCAGAAAGAACUGGUUAAGAAAUUUCAAAACCUGAGUGAAAUUACGUGCGGCACCAUCGUGGAGUUUCUCCACAGCCAGAAAGAAGCUUCAUUAAAAGCCUGGUAUGAGAAACAAAUCAACAUCUUCUUGACUACCUGGAAUCAGCUCAGAACCUCUUUGGCAACCAAAAGUGAGAUCAAGCUGCCCGACGAGUUCUGUCAGAAGGACCUCGACACCUACAGUGACCUUAAGGUCCUGUUUCCUCAGCGACAAGGCUCCGGUCUGUGCUCUACAGCCCUUGUUAGCUACCUCAUCGCCCUGCACAAUGACAUGGUCUACUGUGUGGACAAGCACAUGGGAGAGGAGACCAGCUACAAAGUCAGCCCUGCAGAUUUGACUGACCUGCAUGUGAUCCACUAUGAGCUGGAAAGGGACAUCAUGUCAAUGAUUCUUUCCAACUCCCAGUACAGCAUAGAGCGGGGCCAAGAGACCCUUCACGAAUAUGAUUUACCUAAGAUCCAGAUGCAGAUUAUCUCCCGCAUUCUCCUGGGCAAACCGCUUAUUUAUAUGGAUGGAAUCCCAACCCUUGUGAACAGGCACGAACGCAACUACCAGAUCAUCCUGAAAGACGUCAGAGAAAAAGUCAAACAAGAGACUCUCCCAGCUCUGACUGCUUUGGAUCUGGCCAGGGAUCUGCACAACUACAGCGAGGUGUAUGAGGCCCUCUCCACUUUGGAAUUGGUCCUCGGUUUCCUUGCCAUGGCUGGGGGAGACCCUCACAUGCAGCUGUCCUCCUACCUGGAGGAGGUGCUCCAGAUGGAAAGCCAGAUUUCUGAGCAUAUCCUCAAGGUCCUGAGCCUGUUUUCUUUAAAGCAUUGUGUUGUACUGUGGCAGCUGCUGACCUCUCUCAAAUCAGACAAUAUGCUGAUGCUUAAAAAGGAUCCUUUCGAAAGAGUCUGUGAAGUGUACAAGAAGGACCUCGGUGAGGAUGAGCGCGAACAACUGACUGCUUUCUCUUCUGAGAGCAGCACUGACACGAUCUUGUUGGAGCUGCAUGAGUUCCUAGUCCUGGAGCUGCAGAAUCCCAAAGCACCAGAUGACUUCAAGCCAGAGUGGAGCCUGAAGGACUCUCUGGAGGCGUACAUGAUGCGCAAAGACCUGGACUUUCCUCCUGACCUGGAGAAACACUUCCCGUCUGAGAUCUUCCUUUGUCACUGUGUGGAAACCUGGAAGUUCAUCAACGCCAUCAAGCAAGAGCGCAGCCGAAGGCAAAUAGGAUGAGAGGGAACGGCUUUUCUACUUUAAGUCUGCCUUGUCACAUGAUCAUGUUUACAUUAUUCAUGGGCCAAACAUUUUGAAGUGCAAUGGAUGGCUGACAGACUUCUAAAAAUGUAGUAGUAGAAACCAUUUUCAAUCUUUUUCUAUUUUCUUCACUAUAGUCUUAUAUACUGCACCAAUGAUGUGAUGUUCCAUGGAAGCUGAAGAAAAGUGUUAUCUGUACUGUAGCCUUACUUGGUUCAAUUGCACAAGUUGCCUUGCUGUAUUAUAUAUAAUGUGCCUUCUUAAUACAGCAUCCUUAAGCUUA
This is a messenger RNA of Nerophis ophidion (straightnose pipefish), 15878 nucleotides long. Its product is annotated as E3 ubiquitin-protein ligase rnf213-alpha-like. The record is from RefSeq and is a predicted model, not a curated record. NCBI's taxonomy places the organism in Eukaryota, Metazoa, Chordata, Actinopteri, Syngnathiformes, Syngnathidae. Gene Ontology annotation, cellular component: membrane; nucleolus; cytosol. Gene Ontology annotation, molecular function: ubiquitin-protein transferase activity; ATP hydrolysis activity. Gene Ontology annotation, biological process: sprouting angiogenesis; ubiquitin-dependent protein catabolic process; negative regulation of non-canonical Wnt signaling pathway. The transcript has 67 exons. The coding region runs from base 167 to 15574 and encodes 5135 amino acids.